GAGUCUGAAGUCUACGGGCGGACCCGAUGGCCACUGACUGAGAAAUGGCGGUAAGAACGAUGAAAUUUGCUCUCGAGUCCUUCGACCACCAGCACAUUCAUCGAUUGCUACCACCACCACCACCCACAAACUCACACCCAGUCGACAAGAAUCGUCGGCCGCAAAACUCAGAACACAUAUAGAAUAUCAAUAUGUCGACAGAACAACUUCAAGAUGUCCAGGAGGCAGAGAUUGAGUCCAAUUGGGAUCAAGUCGUUGACAACUUCGAUAACAUGGACUUGAAGCCUGAACUGCUUCGAGGUAUUUAUGCCUACGGUUUCGAGCGACCCUCUGCUAUCCAGCAGCGCGCCAUUGUCCCUGUCAUCAAGGGACACGAUGUCAUCGCCCAGGCCCAGUCCGGUACCGGCAAAACAGCCACUUUCUCCAUUUCUAUCCUCCAAAAGCUCGACCCCGACAUCAAGAGCACCCAAGCUCUCAUCCUUGCUCCGACUCGUGAGCUCGCUCAGCAAAUCCAAAAGGUCGUCGUUGCUCUCGGUGACUACAUGAACAUCGAGUGCCACGCUUGCGUGGGCGGAACUAAUGUCCGUGAAGAUAUGGCCAAGCUCCAGGAGGGCGUUCAGAUUGUCGUCGGUACUCCUGGCCGUGUUUUCGAUAUGAUCAACCGUCGGGCUCUCCGAACUGACAACAUCAAGAUCUUCUGUCUUGACGAGGCUGAUGAGAUGUUGUCCCGUGGCUUCAAGGACCAGAUCUACGAGGUCUUCCAGCUGCUUCCUCAGGAUACUCAGGUCGUUCUGUUGUCCGCUACUAUGCCCGCGGACGUGCUCGAGGUCACCAAGAAGUUCAUGCGUGACCCUGUCCGAAUUCUCGUCAAGCGUGACGAGUUGACCCUCGAAGGUAUUAAGCAAUUCUACAUUGCUGUCGAGAAAGAGGAGUGGAAGUUGGAUACUCUCUGUGACUUGUACGAGACCGUCACGAUCACUCAAGCCGUGAUCUUCUGCAACACAAGGAGAAAGGUUGAUUGGCUCACCGAGAAGAUGCACGCCCGAGAGUUCACUGUCUCUGCCAUGCAUGGCGACAUGGAACAGAAACAGCGCGAAGUCCUGAUGAAGGAGUUCCGCUCAGGCUCCUCCCGAGUCCUGAUUACCACUGAUCUGCUUGCCCGUGGUAUCGAUGUACAACAGGUCUCUUUGGUCAUUAACUACGAUUUGCCCACCAACCGGGAGAACUACAUUCACCGUAUCGGUCGAGGUGGCCGUUUCGGACGAAAGGGUGUUGCUAUCAACUUCGUCACCACCGAGGAUGUCCGUAUGCUCAGGGAUAUUGAACAAUUCUACAACACUCAAAUUGAUGAGAUGCCUCUCAACGUCGCGUAUGUCUAUUCCGUGAUGCAUUUUUGUCGUCGCAUGCGUACUAAUGUCUCAUAUGUAGCGACCUCAUUUAAACGAACCUUACGCCACGCUAUAUCACGCCGCCACGCCCGUCGACGAACUUCGCUGAAUUUGUACACCGUCCUGUCCAUUCCAUCACCAAGACAUCGAACACUCUUGUCGCACUAUCGCCCGGGUUCUCACCACAUAUCGUGUUUCCUUUCGUCUGUCCCAUUCGCUCCGUUCCUUCUGUCCUUGUUUAUCAGUAUGGUCAUUCUCGUCUCUCCGUUUCGUAAAAGUUUUUUCAGAAUGUACUCGACAGGUUCGCCAUUGCUGAUAGUAUAUACUCUACAUUCUUCUCGUCCGACUGCCGAUGCCCGAGUGUGUGCUGUAUAGACAUAUUAUGCAUCUAAUUGUUGUUGUGAAUUUAGACACGGGACGCCAAGUCAAUGCAAUAGCACAUGAGAGCGAGUGGUAUGUUCAUGCGACGUUUAGCACCGAAAUCUUUUGAUGCG
Somion occarium is the source of this 1882-nucleotide messenger RNA. The record is from the annotation of a GenBank genome assembly. NCBI's taxonomy places the organism in Eukaryota, Fungi, Basidiomycota, Agaricomycetes, Polyporales, Cerrenaceae.